This is a messenger RNA of Aspergillus neoniger CBS 115656, 882 nucleotides long. RefSeq lists its product as uncharacterized. Lineage: Eukaryota; Fungi; Ascomycota; Eurotiomycetes; Eurotiales; Aspergillaceae. The record is from RefSeq and is a predicted model, not a curated record. The coding region runs from base 235 to 777 and encodes 180 amino acids. The transcript has a single exon.
AUGCUUGCUUGAAUCAUGCCUGGCUGGCUCGGGAUCGUUCACGGAGCAGCAGUAGCAGCAGCAGCAGCAGCCCUGGUCCGCCUUGCAGGGAGCAAUGAGAAACUUACGGUGAGCGAUCCAACAUUACACACACAAGCUGAUCCAAUACACAGCCACGAUAGCCAGGAGGGCAGCUGGCAACAACCUUCGGGAAGCAGUUUUCCGUUUUGACAGCUGGGCUUAGAUCAACUCCUCAUGCAAGGUCGAUUGAUUGCUGCUACUGGUGGCAUACACCCAUGCCUCUUGUUAUCGCACCGGCGGGGCAUUGGGCUGCCCCGCGGUACAUCGCUUUUGCUGCAGUGGAUGGUUGGGAGAGGUGUCAGAACCAGGCUGGAGGAAAGGAACCGUAACAUCUGCCCAUUCAUCCGACCAUCAAUAAUCCUUCUUCGGUAUUGCGGGAGGAUGUUAGAGGCUGUCCUGGAGUAUGUCUGUCCCUCUAAGCAGCAUAUCGCGUCUUGCGUUAGUGAUCUUGUCAGUCUGAUCACAACGACAAUACAUCAAUACUACUAUGCCUCCCUAUCACCUAACCCACCUAUUCUCCGAUUCGUUCAGUAUCCUGCAACGACACUCAGCAUUGAGCAUCUUCAUUACUGGCAUGGGACUCUAUCUAGUCAUCGAUGCAUGGCUUACUGGCGCAUGACGUUGACUCUAUCAGCAGGUCUCUGCUCCAUAGCUUUCCAGCCUCUUUCUCUCUCGUUUCCCUUUUUUUUUUCUUCAAUUUCUUUUCCUAACUCUUGAGUUUCGCUCGCGGGGCGAUUUUUACGUUGCUGCGAUUCCUUCUCUCUGACCCAGCACAUGUCUCAAAGCUUCAGCGAAUCCCAUUAAUUUUCUCCGUAUGGAGUA